Messenger RNA from Pistacia vera, 1527 nucleotides. Its product is annotated as metal tolerance protein 1-like. Gene Ontology annotation, molecular function: zinc ion transmembrane transporter activity. Gene Ontology annotation, cellular component: plasma membrane; vacuole. Bases 133 to 1329 code for a protein of 398 amino acids. NCBI's taxonomy places the organism in Eukaryota, Viridiplantae, Streptophyta, Magnoliopsida, Sapindales, Anacardiaceae. Gene Ontology annotation, biological process: zinc ion transmembrane transport. The record is from RefSeq and is a predicted model, not a curated record. The transcript has 2 exons.
AGUCCCAACACCAAUACCAUCACCUGCAUCAAACACCUAAUAUUCCUUCCUUCUGGUUCAUCUGCAUAUUUCUACAAAUUUUGUGGCACGUAAAGGAACUGGAGACACCGACGUUUAUUCUUCAUUCAUUCAAUGAUGGAAGUGCAAAAUUCUGAACAUUCGCAUAUAAUUGAGGUAUCUGGAGAUGUGCCGACUGUGGAAAGAGGCCUGGCUGGGAGUAAGUUUUGUGGGACAGCACCAUGUGGUUUUUCAGAUGCUAAAACCUCGUCCAAAGAUGCGAAGGAGCGUAAUGCAUCCAUGCGGAAACUUCUGAUAGAAGUUGUGCUCUACAUCAUAUUUAUGAGUGUAGAAGUUGUUGGAGGUAUUAAAGCGAACAGUCUUGCUAUAUUAACCGAUGCAGCUAUCCUCUUUUUAGAUGUUGCAGGAUUUGCCACUUCGCUGUUCUCGCUCUGGGCAGCAGGAUGGGAGGCAAAUCCACGUCAAUCUUAUGGUUUCUUCAGAAUUAAGAUAAUCGGUGAUCUGGUUUCAAUCCUAUUGAUGUGGCUUCUUACUGGGAUCCUUGUAUACGAAGCCAUUGCUAGACUUAUUCAUAAUACUGGUGAAGUUCAGGGAUUUCUUAUGUUUGUUGUUUCUGCAUUUGGUUUAGUUGUUAAUAUAGCAAUGGCAAUCUUGUUGGGUCAUGAUCACGGACAUGGCCAUGGUCACGAUCACGGGCACGGACACGGACACGGACAUGGACAUGGACAUGGACAUGGUGAUCAUUAUCAUGGACAUGGUGGAGAUGAUCAUAGGCACGAGGAUGGACAUGGUGAUGUGCCUUUGCUUAACACUAGUAAUUCCGAAGACGGGAAGAAACUGAAGGGUGGACCAAAACAGAAGCAGCAACGAAACAUCAAUGUACAGAGAGCUUGCCUUCUUGUACUUGGGGAUUCGGAUUCCAUUCAGAGUGUUGGCGUAAUGAUUGGUGGGGCAAUCAUAUGGUACAAGCCUGAGUGGAAGAUUAUUGAUUUGAUAUGCACUCUCAUAUUCUCAGCUAUUGUGUUGGGCACAACAAUCAGAAUGUUACGAAACAUUUUGGAGGUUCUGAUGGAGAGCACGCCUAGAGAGAUUGAUGCCACUAGACUUGAGAAGGGGCUUUGUGAGAUGGAUGAGGUUGUUGCCAUCCACGAAUUGCACAUUUGGGCAAUAACAGUUGGGAAAGUGUUACUAGCGUGCCAUGUCAAAAUAAAGCCCGAUGCUGAUGCUGACAUGGUUCUUGACAAGGUUAUCGAGUAUAUUAGGCGAGAAUACAACAUCAGCCACGUGACUAUUCAGAUAGAGCGCCAGUAGGCAGUAGUUCUGGGGAGAGAUCACUGGGUAUGUGGUGGUGGUUUUUUGGGUGAGCCGGGUGUCAGUUUUAACUUUUCAAAUUCUUUUACACCAGUUAAAUGAUCACAUCAACUAUGUAUUUGGCUGAUUUAUAUUUCUUUAGCAUACAUAUAGGUGGUGUUGACUGUUGAGGGAUAAUUUCUUAUGCGUUAUAUCAAU